Messenger RNA from Malaclemys terrapin pileata, 1098 nucleotides. RefSeq names its product sialic acid-binding Ig-like lectin 15. Gene Ontology annotation, cellular component: plasma membrane. Bases 1 to 1077 code for a protein of 358 amino acids. Lineage: Eukaryota; Metazoa; Chordata; Testudines; Emydidae. The transcript is spliced from 6 exons. Gene Ontology annotation, biological process: regulation of actin cytoskeleton organization; regulation of osteoclast development; regulation of bone resorption. The record is from RefSeq and is a predicted model, not a curated record.
AUGGACCCCCGCUGCCUCUGGCUCUGGGGUCUGCUCACAGGGGGCGCGCUGCGGGGCGGCUGGGCACAGCGUGGCUGGUCCAUGUAUGUCCCCCGACGGAUAACGGGGCUGAGAGGAGAUUCCACUGUACUGCCCUGCACCUUCGCACACCCGAUCCCCGACUACACGCGUGACAUCCAGGUGAUCUGGAAGCCCGAUAUUUUCCAAUGCGUGGUGAGGAACAGCAGCACCGACACCAGCAGCUUCGACAACUGCACGACGGGGCAGGGACCGAAUGGGCGCUACCGCCUGGCUGGGGACCCCCGGCGGCACAACCUCUCCCUGCACAUCGCAGGGCUGCACUACGAGGACAGCAGAGAGUACAAGUGCCGCGUGGUGCUCCUUGAAGAUCCGAAAUGGGCCUAUGAGAACAAGACUGGGAUAACGCUCACCGUGGAAGCGCGACCCAGCAUCCUCAACCUCACGCUGCUCCCCGGGCCCCUCCCUGUGUGGGUGGCCUGCACAGCCGAGGGGAUCCCCAGGCCCAACAUCUCAUGGCGGGGGCCGGCGGGGAUCGAGGUGGUGCAGCUGCAGGACACUCCUGGGCCCCGGUACCAGACGACGCAGGUGGUGUCAGUGAACCAGACCGGGACCUACACCUGCCGGGCGGAGAACGUGCACGGCCGGGCUGAGCGCUCGGUGCCUGUGGGGUCCACUGGGUUGCCCCUGCUGCUCAUCGUCCUACUUCCAGCAGCCCUGCUCCUGCUCGCCGGCCUCCUGCUGCUCGUCCUCUGCUGCCGAUGGAAAGGAGGACGGGAGAGCGUAGGGAGAGCUCAGCCUCGUGUGGCCGAUACCUGCACUCCCUGCCAGCCAGCGGCUCAUGCCAAUGGGCUGCCUCCUGCCCAGGCCCUGCCCCAGCCUGGGCUCAGCUCCGCUGUGUCUCCAGCAGAGAACGCGGACAGCUGCACCUACGCAGAUCUGACCUUCCCCAGCGCUGGGGCCGGCAGGAGAGGUCCCCAGCCCGCAGCCCAGAGCCCCCCAGCGCCAGCAGAAGAGGUCACCUAUUCUGAGCUGACGCCAUACAGGGGACCCAGGUGAGCUGUCCAUCCCGGCACCCUC